GGCUUUGCGGCCGCCGGGGAGCGGGAAGUACGCCUCUCCCGGAGCCCGCCCCUCGCCCGGGGGAGGGUCCCACCGCCGCCCAGGCGCACCCUUAGCCCCUGGCUGUCGCCGGGUCGCAAGCAGGUGCCAGCGCCCUCGGUCUCAGCCUCACCAUGCUCCGCCCGAGCGCACGGUGGCUGCGGGGCGUCGGGCCGCGGAGUUUCCUGCCGCCCGGCUGCCCCGGCCGCCCGCGCACCUUCUCCAGCCGCAAAGGAGAGGAAAAAGCACCCUUACCCACAGAUACCAGAUGGAAGGACCAAGCUGAGACCGUGAUCAUUGGAGGUGGCUGUGUUGGUGUCAGUCUGGCGUAUCACCUGGCCAAGGCGGGGAUGAAAGAUGUGGUGCUCCUGGAGAAAUCGGAGCUCACUGCAGGCUCUACCUGGCACGCAGCAGGUUUAACAACUUACUUUCAUCCUGGAAUAAACUUGAAGAAAAUUCAUUAUGAUAGUAUCAAACUUUAUGAGAAACUGGAAGAAGAAACGGGACAGGUCGUGGGAUUCCAUCAACCAGGUAGUAUCAGAAUUGCCACCACUCCUGUCAGGGUGGAUGAAUUUAAGUAUCAGAUGACUCGAACUAACUGGCAUGUAACUGAACAGUACAUUAUUGAACCUGAAAAAAUUCAAGAGAUGUUCCCUUUGCUCAACAUGAAUAAGGUUUUAGCUGGACUGUAUAACCCUGGAGAUGGUCACAUUGAUCCUUAUUCUCUAACCAUGGCCCUGGCUGCUGGAGCUAGGAAAUAUGGUGCCCUAUUGAAAUAUCCAGCACCAGUGACUUCGUUAAAACCUAGGGCAGAUGGAACAUGGGAUGUUGAAACAUCGCAGGGAUCUGUAAGAGCAAACAGAGUUGUCAAUGCUGCUGGAUUUUGGGCUCGGGAAAUCGGUAAGAUGAUUGGACUGGAGCAUCCUCUAAUUCCGGUGCAACAUCAGUAUGUUGUUACAUCAACAAUACCCGAAGUGAAAGCUUUGAAGCGAGAACUCCCUGUGCUCCGGGACCUGGAAGGCUCUUACUACCUCCGACAGGAACGGGAUGGACUUUUGUUUGGUCCAUAUGAAAGUCAGGAGAAAAUGAAACUCCAGGACUCCUGGGUCACCAAAGGAGUCCCUCCAGGCUUUGGAAAGGAGCUCUUUGAGUCUGACCUGGAUCGGAUCAUGGAACAUGUCGAAGCUGCCAUGGAAAUGGUUCCAGUCUUGAAAAAAGCUGACAUAAUCAAUGUUGUCAAUGGCCCCAUCACCUAUUCUCCUGACAUCCUGCCCAUGGUAGGGCCUCAUCAGGGAGUUCAGAACUACUGGGUUGCCGUAGGCUUUGGCUAUGGCAUAAUCCACGCUGGUGGGGUGGGGAAGUACCUCAGUGACUGGAUCCUGCAUGGAGAACCUCCUUUUGAUCUGAUAGAAUUGGAUCCCAAUCGCUAUGGAAAAUGGACAACACCUAAGUACACUGAAGCUAAAGCAAGAGAAUCAUAUGGAUUCAAUAAUAUUGUUGGUUAUCCCAAAGAAGAACGGUUUGCUGGGAGGCCAACUCAGCGAGUCAGUGGGCUUUAUAAACUGCUGAAGUCUAAGUGUUCUAUGGGAUUCCAUGCAGGCUGGGAGCAGCCACACUGGUUCUACAAACCAGGCCUGGACAAUGAGUAUCGGCCAAGUUUUCGCCGCACAAACUGGUUUGAGCCUGUGGGCUCUGAGUAUAAACAGGUUAUGCAAAAAGUAGGGGUGAUUGACCUGUCACCAUUUGGCAAGUUUAACAUCAAAGGUCAAGACUCCAUUAGAUUGUUGGACCAUCUCUUUGCAAAUGUCAUUCCAAAGGUGGGUUUUACAAAUAUAAGUCACAUGUUGACACCAAACGGUCGCGUGUACGCUGAGUUGACUGUUUCUCACCAGUCUCCUGGAGAGUUUCUAUUAAUAACAGGUUCUGGAUCAGAACUUCAUGAUCUCAGAUGGAUUGAGGAAGAAGCAAUCAAAGGCAAAUACAAUGUUGAAAUUAAAAAUGUAACAGAUGACAUCGGUGUCCUUGGAGUUGCAGGGCCAUAUGCAAGACAGGUCCUACAGAAACUGACCUCUGAAGAUCUAGGUGAAGAUGUUUUCAAGUUUCUUCAAGCCAAGUCUUUCAAGGUUUCCAACCUUCCUGUCACUGCUAUCAGGAUAUCUUAUACGGGUGAACUGGGAUGGGAACUGUACCACAGACGAGAAGAUUCUGCAGCCCUUUAUGAAGCAAUCAUGAAUGCAGGCCAAGAGGAGGGAAUUGACAAUUUUGGAACAUAUGCCAUGAAUGCCCUGAGACUGGAGAAAGGGUUCAGAGCCUGGGGGUCAGAGAUGAACUGUGAUACAAACCCACUGGAAGCCGGGCUAGACUAUUUUGUGAAAUUAAAUAAGCCCGCAGACUUCAUAGGAAAGCAAGCACUGAAACAGAUUAAAGCCAAGGGUCUGAAACGAAGGCUGGUCUGCCUCACCUUGGAAACGGACGACGUGGAUCCAGAGGGAAAUGAGAGUGUCUGGCAUAAAGGCAAGGUGAUUGGCAACACCACGUCUGGAUGCUACAGUUACAACAUCCAGAAGAGCCUGGCCUUCGCUUAUGUCCCCAUGGAGCUAAGUAAAGUAGGACAACAAGUGGAAGUAGAACUAUUAGGCAAAAAUUACCCAGCCGUCAUCAUUCAAGAACCCUUGGUACUGACAGAACCAACCAGGAACCGGCUUUUGAAAAAAGGUGGAAAGGGACAAAUUUGAAGACCUUCAGCGUUGCUAUGUGACAGUAGUCGAUGUGAUCCUCAAUUUCUGGGGGGAUGGGGGAAGUUGAGACCUCAUGUCAAAAUCAUCAAAAUUUAGGUUUAGAACCCAAUCCUUCUGCAAAUUACUUUCUAAGCAAUAUAGAAUAAUGGAUGGGUAGUUUUCAUGGUUAUUUCAAAGAGGCUUAAAAUGGAAUGUUAUUAUUUCCCUAUAUUAUUGUUUAAUAAAUCAGCAGAACAUUUAUCUAGGUGGUUGCUAAUAUGCAAUUCUUAUAACUGAAUUAAAGAAUGGUAUAUAAUUUUAAGAAUGUUGCAUAUGUUUCUUGGUAGCUCUAAAUAAUAAAUUGUUUUACAUAAAACAAAUGCAAUGCUACUGAUAAGUUUCAAUGAGAAAUAUUUUCUUAUAAGUGAAUGUUGAAUAAAUGGUAGUUUUAAAUUUUAAUAAUAUAAUCUAUGAUAAAAAUAGUAAAAUUUCUUAUUGAUAUAUUUUAUUCAAUGCCCUGAAAAUAUUUCUUUUUUGAUGAUUUCUCUGAAAACACUUUUAUGGAACAUUAUUAUUCUCUUUCAAAGGUUGUUUUAGAAGACAAAUGGCACAAAAAGAACAAAGUCUUCCAAGGGAAGCAGCACUUGUAAGCCUUCCUAAAUGAAGCUGAAACAUAAGUAGAUUGUGCCAGUACAAACACAGUUUGAAUACUGAACACCUCUCCUUGGGAAAAAAUUAAUGCAAGUUGACACCGCAUUGUGCUGUUCUGAAUAUCAUUUCAGAAAGCAUUUGACAAAGCAGGUCAAACAAGCGCUUAAGAGCUGUCAGAAUUGCCCUUAGCUCAAUGUACAGCAAGGAAAAAAUUUCAUUUAGAAAUAAUCCCCUGAUAUACUUUUGGAAAUUAUUUGAGUAGGGUUAUCUGAAUGCAUUAAAAAAUUGUAAAAGAUAGCCUAUCAUUUAUAAUGUGUUAUACAUAUAUACUUGUUACAUAUUUAUUUAACUUCCCUAGGUAAUAAAAAUAUGAAUCAGUAAUUAGAAUAGAUAUGAAAGUAAUUUCUUGUACAUUUUGAAAAGCUGACAAAUUUGUAUUUG
Messenger RNA from Sorex araneus (European shrew), 3827 nucleotides. RefSeq names its product dimethylglycine dehydrogenase (gene DMGDH). Gene Ontology annotation, molecular function: protein binding; oxidoreductase activity. The transcript has 16 exons. Bases 153 to 2753 code for a protein of 866 amino acids. NCBI's taxonomy places the organism in Eukaryota, Metazoa, Chordata, Mammalia, Eulipotyphla, Soricidae. The record is from RefSeq and is a predicted model, not a curated record. Gene Ontology annotation, cellular component: mitochondrion.